This is a messenger RNA of Polistes dominula (European paper wasp), 1579 nucleotides long. It is a transcript of the gene Sfxn1-3, whose product is annotated as Sideroflexin-1-3. Gene Ontology annotation, cellular component: mitochondrial inner membrane. The record is from RefSeq and is a predicted model, not a curated record. NCBI's taxonomy places the organism in Eukaryota, Metazoa, Arthropoda, Insecta, Hymenoptera, Vespidae. Gene Ontology annotation, molecular function: monoatomic ion transmembrane transporter activity. Gene Ontology annotation, biological process: monoatomic ion transport; serine import into mitochondrion.
AAGGAUUCGAUAGAUUUAUAAUCGAAAUUUAUUAACAAUCUCUAACAACAAACAAUAAAAACACUUCCAUCUCGCGUAAUGGCGACCAAACGCGGCCGCUUUUCAAGUGUGUUAUGUACGAUGUGAUUUGCGCACGCGUUCAAAACUUAUCGAUGAGGAAAACCAGACUCCAAAGAGAGGGAGAGAGAAAGAGAGAGAGAGAGAGAGAAAGAGAGAGGGAACAACGAAUGGGUCGGGUUAUAGUAAUCGAGAGUGGGAUAAGGAGAAGAAGAGAACGGGGUUUGGAAAAGGAAUGGAAUGAAGGAAGGAAGACAGAAAGAAAAAAAAUGUAAGGAAGGAAGGAAGGCAACACAGGACGAGAAAUGUUUCUCAGUCGGUGGUAGACUUCGCGUACGUUUAGUGUGAUAACUCUUAAAAGUAUAUCAUAAUAAUUGAUUUUAUGAUCAACUUUAACGUGCAACACAAAAAUACGUCAAGGUAAACUCGUUAAUUAAGGUAGUCAUUUUAUUCAUUUAAUAAUUGAGAUGAUUGAAGGAGAGUAUGAUUUCAAAAUGCUUGAAGAAAAGAGAAUCGACAUUGAAAAACCUUAUUGGGAUCAGAGCACUUAUCGUGGUAGAGCACUGCACUUUCUUUCAGUUACAAAUCCAUUAAAUAUUUUUGCAUCGAACAAAUCCCUCGAACGUGCUAAAGACAUCGUUACGAGAUACAGGAAAGGUGAUUCUCUAACGGAAUUAGGUAUAACCGAGGAAGAAUUAUGGGAACAAAAAUAUUUAUUCGACAGUGCUUAUCAUCCAGAUACUGGAGAAAAGAUGCUUUUGAUUGGUCGCAUGAGUGCUCAAGUGCCGAUGAACAUGACCAUAACCGGUUUGAUGAUGACGUUUUACAAAUCAACACCGGCAGUAAUAUUUUGGCAAUGGUGUAAUCAAUCGUUCAACGCUAUAGUAAAUUAUACGAAUCGCAGUGGUAAAAGUCCAAUACCAAAAGAAACAUUAAUUCAAAGUUACAUCGGUGCUACUGGAGGAGCAGUGAUAACAGCCCUAACAUUAAAUAAUCUGGCACGAAGUGGACCGGCCUUGGCCGGACGUCUUGUACCAUUAGCAGCUGUGGCUGCCGCCAAUUGCGUUAACAUUCCAUUAAUGAGGAUUACUGAACUUAAAAAUGGUAUUGAGUUACAAAACGAAUCCGGCAAAGAGGUCGGCAAGAGCAAAUCAGCGGCUCAAAGGGCCAUCGCUACAGUCACGUUAUCGCGUAUUCUAAUGGCUUCUCCUAGCAUGGUACUCUCACCGAUCCUAAUGAAUUACAUAGAAAAACGUAAUCUAUUGAAAAAUGCUAAAUGGGCUUCAGCACCGAUUCAAGUUAUUAUAUGUGGAAUUUGUUUAACAUUUGCUACGCCACUAUGCUGUGCUCUUUUUGUUCAACGAGUACCGAUAAGCGUCGACAAAUUGGAACCUGAUGUGCAAAAACAAAUAAGAUCUAAAGAUCCUGAUAUUAAAACGGUUUAUUAUAACAAAGGCUUAUAAACGAGAAUGUCUGGAAUUAGAAAUUCAUCGAAUUGUGUUCCUAAUAAUGAAAAAAAAAA